AUGCGCGCCGCCGGCAUCUUGAACGUCUUCGUCCCGUUGGUGUUCGCCGGCCACAUCCUCGGCGAGUACACGGCGCGCGAUGGCCUUGCCGGCCACGCCGGUCUCUUUGCGGUCAGUUUUCGAUUCAUCGAGAGGGGUGCAACCAAUCAAUAUUUUCUUUUUAUAGAUAAAGGUGAACAAGAACUUUUCAAGUGGUACCACAAAGGUCUUUGGCGGAAUAGAAGCCCAGAUUUGUAGUUUUCAGUCUUUUCGGCAAUGGUUUUAUCGAUAUAGAGCAGAAUCACAAGGCUUGUCGUUCUUUUUAGGUUUCAGCUCUAUUUUAAGUGAUGGAUUGUAAAAUUUCUUUUACAACUUUGUAUUGAACUAUCGAGUUCUAAUUUUUUUACUGUAGAGUUUUGCAAAGUUCGACAGAAAGAUUCAGCUCAAAUUUCAAAAUCAGCUUGAUUUUUUCUCAAGACGUAGUUGAUCAUUUCUUUAAGAUGAGUCAUUUCAUUUCUAUUCUGAAACUUUUUGAAAAUCAUCUUGAAUACUUCUACAUGUAGUUGAUAAAAACCUUAAAAGUCCUAACCUGCAAAAAUUCCUUCUUUCUUUUUUAGGCAUUAUGGUCUUUUUUCAUUCAUUUUCCAGUGAUUUUUUUAUCUCAAACCUAAAAGUUAAAAAUACAAAAAUUCUCUAGUUGGUCUUUCAAGUGGUAUACAAAAGCACGUAGAACUUUUUCCUACUCACUUUGUAGCUCCACCUUUCGCUUUGACGUUGAUAGUUUUUUUUUCGGAUGGUUUCUUGGGAACUACAAUUUUUUCAGCUUUCACCUGCGUGGAAAAAAAAACAUCAUCGUUUUUCAAAUAGUUUGGAGUGUACUUGACCUUUGAUUAUUUUCGAAAAAGGUGAAAUAUGGGAAUUCCUGAGUUUUGGGGAUAAGAUCAGCCGCAAAGUUUGAGAUCUCUAAUACCGUGUUCAAAGUGAUUGCGAGAAAUUCAAAAUUGCCGUCAGAGAAUGAGAAAGAUAACUGAAUUUUGGAGAGUCAGAGAUAGUUUUGCACUUCGCUGAAAUCAUUAAUGGACUUCUUAAACUUCCCCAUGGUACACAGAACAAUUUUUUGGAAAUGAUCUCGACUUCUUUAAUGGUUCAAUAAGCCAAAAUUGAUAAGCUUGGAAAGCCAGUUAUUCUUGCAAAAAAUGAUUCAACACUCUUUUCCAUCAUUAUCACUCUUUUUUUUUGGGGUACUCGAGCUUUCACUUGACAUUCGCCCGACAUGAUUCUCUCCCCUUCCUCAGCGCAACCUCGUGCUUUAUCACUAAACGCGUCAUCUUGAUUUUAUGACCUCCCCUCGGUCGCAGACAUCGUCUGACAGCUGCCGAAGAGACGUUUGACCGAAGUUUGAGCUGCCGCCAAAAAUCUUGGUCGAAAAAAAAAUUGCCGAAGCAGAGAUCACGUGGUGUUUCGGUCGUUAAACCGAGAGGGGAGGUCUUUAGGACAACGGUAAACACUUCCUUGGACCCGUUCCAGCGAUCGAACAUCGGCGCCAGGACUGUGUUACUUCGGCCCUAAAAGUCACUAGCGCGAAGCUUUCCGAAGUCUGAGUGGUUUUUGAAGCUUAUAGCUUGCUGGAGUUUGUCGCGUAGUGAUUAAGCUUUUAGCUUCUUUUUCUUCUUCUUGGGAGAGGCUUCAGCGCAGUAUUUAAGUUGGCUCCGAGGAUCACAUAUUGGGUUUUUGGCACUUAACAGCUCUGAAAAACUAUCAAACAAGCACAAAAUACUGUUAAUAGCGUCAGAAACUAUCUUGCAAAGUUUUAGUUGGUCCUACGCAGUAAUUUUAAGUAAGUCUAUAGAACAGGGAAUCUUCAAUUUCUAGUCCCAGAAAAUUUUUAAUCUUUUACCGUAAUAUGUAAAGGUCCUAGCGCAAUAAAUUAUCGCUUGACUAUGUAAUCGAAGCUUUCAAACUGUUUUUCAGUUGGAAAGUCGGUUAAUCCAGGAAAAAAUAAGUUUAAAAAAGACAGAUAAUUUCUACAGAUAAGCUAACAAAUGAAAUUCUCUAAUUUAUCUACAAUUUUCUGAAUUUCGAAGCUUGAGGUAGAUCUUGAAAGUCGGAGAAGAAGGCUAUUUUAUUCUAUAAGCUUGAUUUUCCAGGUAUUGGACUGGUCAGACAGUGAAUUGGCGACGAUUUCUGCCAUGCACGCCACAGCCAGUUAUCAUGAGCUCAUACAAUUAGUGAAGGUAUUCCGUUUCAACUCAAACUUAUAGGAUCUCAACGAUAAUUUCAGGACAAGCUGGACGUAUCAGAUAUUUCUGAAGAGGACAGGCGGAAGGUUGAGAAAUUCCUCAGGAAUCAUCGACCGCCGCCGGUUUUUAGGACGUUACUCACAGAGGAUUUGAAAGACGAGGUCAGAAUAGUUCUGUCUUAACAAUAUUUAUGUAAAUCUGUAGUUUUUCAUGUACAUUCUUAGAAUUUUAAUCUUUUUUGUUUUUUAUCUACUUAAAUAAACCACGUUCAGCAUUAGACCAAGUCGCUAAAGCAUUAGACCAAGUCGCUAAAUUUCAACUUUAUUCAAAAAUCAACGACGCUUUGAACCAUUCAAUGAUAAAUAGAUCUUAGGAGCUCGAGACAGGUUUAGAAAAUUCAAGCUUUUUUGCCGUUUUUCACUCAUUUUAUCAAAUGUUUUACUUGAGUUCUUUUACAAAGCUUUUCCGAAGUGGUCAAUGUACUUCCAGCGAUUUAUUUUUUAUCCAGACAGUUGUUCACAGUUGAAGUAUUGGAUGUUUCAGAUCCGGAAACACCAUUCGGAAAAGGACGUGGACAGCGUUUUAGCCAUCAUCGGGGCCAAGUUGUCGCGGCUCCCGACGCAGAUCUACCGACAGGCCGUCGAGUACAUCCAACGGCAUUCUCCCGUCUACUGA
Messenger RNA from Caenorhabditis auriculariae, 2894 nucleotides. The record is from the annotation of a GenBank genome assembly. NCBI's taxonomy places the organism in Eukaryota, Metazoa, Nematoda, Chromadorea, Rhabditida, Rhabditidae.